GGAAGAAGACGGGGGGAACCUUUGUUCUGCAGUAGGGCAGGACAGUUUAUUGUGGCGGACCAGCAUGGCCGCGCUGUGGAGGAGAUCCUUGUGUCUCUGUUUCCUCAGAAAUUCCUUUCGAUACCUGUCCAGGAUAAAACCUGCUGUCCGGAAAUCCCCCAGAUGGACAAGUGUCCUUGCUUCUCUCGCCGUCAGCGGAAGUCUGUGUGCUGUACCUUUUAAACAGGUUGAAAACCUCUCUCAUGACUCUCUGGUGAGACGAGCAGCCUCUCUGGUGACAGACAGUUCAAGCACUUUUCUCUCUCAGGCCACUCUGGCUCUGACGGAUGCUCUUACAGAGUAUGCAAAGGCUGUGCACACACUCAUCGCCCUGCAAAGGCAAUAUUUAGCUUCCCUGGGGAAACUGAGUCCAGCAGAAGAAGAUACGGUCUGGCAGGUGAUCAUUAGCCAGCGUGCAGAGGUUACCCACAGACAAGACGAACAGAAGCGCUUCGAGCUGACCUGGGUCACCGCCAUCAGGCUGUGCGAGGCAGCGGCCGAGGCUGCGUACAUAUCAGGAGCUGAGAACGCGUCCAUCACGGUUAGGACAAACAUUCAGCUGGCACAGUCCCAGGUGGAGGAGGCCCAGAAAAUCUCAGUGGAUGCAGAAAAGAAGCUGGCAGAGACUAAAGUCAUGGAGGUCGAGAGGAUGACGCAACACGCCGCUACCCUCGAGGGGAGUAACGACGAAGAGGAGACACCCGAGGCCUACCUGAGAGAGGACUGAAACGUACAGUCACCAGAUCAUUUUACCAAAUCUGUACCGACUUCUGCUUCUUUUUUUUCCUGUUGCGUGAGAUGACGAAAGUUAAUUUCUGUUUGUUUGUACCAAAAUUAAAAGAAAGCAUGAAAAUAUUGUUUUCUUUUUAGAAUUCAAACUACAUAAGAAUUUCAUGCACUACAGAAGCAGAGUCUUACCAAUCAUUUUGGUUUCAUUUCUUGUGAAAAUAUCUUGAGUACACUUGAAAUAAGACAAAACUAAUUUGCAAGAUAUUGGAGCUUGUUUUAAAUCAAUAUUUCCUUAAUAUCAAUGAAAAAAGAAAUAGUCUCAUUUACAGAGUAUUCCAUUUACAAUAAGAUUCUGUUUUUGCAGCGCAACCCAAAGAGUUGUGUUAAACGUUUGGUCUUUUGAUGUGAUUGAUUUGAUAACUGAUCAGGUUGCGAACUGCAUUAAUGAAGUCUGGUUUAUUAGAGUGACUUACCAACAGGUUUCUGUGUUAAUAUUUAGUCUGAGUUAUUUUAAUAAACAUAAGAUGCAACUAAA
Messenger RNA from Poecilia reticulata (guppy), 1303 nucleotides. RefSeq names its product diablo, IAP-binding mitochondrial protein a (gene diabloa). The record is from RefSeq and is a predicted model, not a curated record. Gene Ontology annotation, cellular component: mitochondrion. NCBI's taxonomy places the organism in Eukaryota, Metazoa, Chordata, Actinopteri, Cyprinodontiformes, Poeciliidae. Gene Ontology annotation, biological process: intrinsic apoptotic signaling pathway in response to oxidative stress; neuron apoptotic process.